Molecule: messenger RNA, 2579 nt
Organism: Bursaphelenchus okinawaensis
Lineage: Eukaryota; Metazoa; Nematoda; Chromadorea; Rhabditida; Aphelenchoididae
Source: the annotation of a GenBank genome assembly
AUGCAAGUCAUGGCGGUCGCUGAUCCACCGCCGGCCGUGAUGAACGGGUCUGAGGACAACGUGCGCAAGAUCACGACCGCCUCCAACAGCACGGCAUCGGCCGCGUUGGCCGCCGCUGCAGCCGACGCCAGCGCCGACUAUCGUGUCGCCGUGUUCGGGGCCGGCGGCGUGGGGAAGUCGUCGAUUGUGCUGCGAUUUGUGAAAGGGACCUUCUCCGACAACUACGUCCCGACCAUCGAGGACAAGUACGACCAGGUGAUCAGUUGUAAUCAGAAGAGUGUGUGCACGCUACAAGUCACUGAUACCACCGGAAGUCAUCAGUUUCCGGCGAUGCAGAGGCUGAGCAUCAGUAAGGGGCACGCUUUUAUAUUGGUGUACUCGAUCACGUCGAUCCAGAGCUUCGUCGAGUUGAGGUUGAUAUGGGAGAUGAUAAAGGAAGUGAAGGGAGAUCAGUUGAGUGACGUGCCCGUCAUGUUGGUGGGCAACAAGAAGGACGAGGAGUCGGUAAGGGCAGUUUUGAAGGCUAAAUUUUUGAAAAAUGCAUUUUCUGAGUUAAGUUCUAGUUAAAAUUGACUCUUUUACUAUAUUGAAAUAGGUCCAAGCUAGAGUUUACUCAAAAUUGUGUAAAAAAUUUUAACUUUUUCAAUUUAAAUUUAAAAAAUUUAAAAUUUUCUAAACUUUUUACUAAACUUAUGGUAGUAAAAAGCCUAUUUUGGACCCAGCAUAAUGCUGUUGUUUGUUCGAUACGAUAUUAAUAACGCUGUAAGCACCCGCUGUGCUCAAUAAUAUAAUAUUUUUGGAUUUGUCCUCAGGGCUUGUUCUAAAAGUUUUUCGUGCAGGAAAUGUAAUAUAAGACAAAAGGCACUUAUCUUUUGUUUUUCCAAAGCACAAAGUAGUAAUAGGGCUAUUACUGUAACAGUAAAUUGAAAAACGUUACAGUUAAAAUGGAAAAUUAUGAUUAUAUUGUAGUAGAACAAAAUUUUUUAUUAAAAACAUUGAAAUACAAAACGUUUUGUUGUGUAUUAGGUUGUUCAAAUAAUUCUGUGCCUCAUUAUUGGAUUGUUCAAAUAAUUCUGAGCUCCUUAACUCUAAAAAUUUACUAUGUGAUGUAGCUCAGAAUUAAUUGAACAACCUAAUGUAACAGGUUUUUGUUUUAAAAUACGAUUAAAUGUAAAGUAAUAUACAGUAAAUAAAUAUUGUAAAGUAAAAAACAUUUUUUUUUAUUUUUGAGUCAAGAAAUGUAAAAUACGUUAUGUAUCUUCAUGAAAAACUUUUAAAAUUUCAGAAGCGGCAGAUCAAAGGCUCUGUUGGCCAGGAACAAGCUCAAUUAUGGGGCACAGGAUUUAUUGAAACUAGUGCCAAAAACAACGAAAAUAUUACAGAGUAAGUUUUUUUAUUAUUAGGUUGUUCAAAUAAUAUUGUGUCUUGUUAUCAAAUUGUUCAAAUAAUUUUGAGCCCUAUUAUUAUGUUGUUCAAAUAAUUCUGAGCCUUAUAUAAAAGCAAAUUUUCAGGGUUGUUAACUCAGAAUUUAUUAUAAAUUGCUUUGAAAGGGGGCACAGAAUUAUUUGAACAACAUAAUAUUGCGACUGUAGGUCAUCACUUCUAUAGCAUGGUGGCUUACUGUUUCUCUUCUAAUCUGGACUAUUCUUUAAAGUUUUAAGCUUUAUGCAAAAAAAAACAGUACCAACUGCACUUUUUUUUCCUACUUUUCAAAUUUUACUGUCAUGACAUGUCAUUUUACAUUUGUUUCGUUAAAAUAUUCAAAAUAGCCAUUUUCGAGACGAAAACGUUAGUGCCAGCCGUCUUUUAACGCGUGAAAUUUCAUAAAUUUCAAAGCGUUGUCACUUCAUACAUAAUAUAAUUGUUUUUUCUCGAACUCAACUUUGAAUUGGCUUCGUAUAACCAGUAAUUGGAUGUUACAAUCGUAAAACUUGCAAUUUGUUACGAAAACUUUUAAAAAAAGUUAAUUCGCCUAAAGCAUUUUAAGUUUUGGUAAUUUUACAUUUAAUUUUGGUUUUUACAAUAAGAAAUUACUCUGUAAUUUUUAUGGUCUUAAUUAAAACUGAUAUUUUGCGUUACCCUACCAUAUUCUACCCAGCCUUGUCGUGUCCUGUUCUGUCGUGCCCUGCCCUGUCAUGCCUUGCCUUGUCUUGCGCUACUACUACCCUAUCUUACGUACCUAGCCUUGUCUUACCUUACCUUACCCUACCUUGUUUUACUCCACCCUACUCUGCUCUACUUUGCCCAGACCUUUCCCCCCCUACUUCACCCUACCCUACACUGCCCUGCUUUGUUCUACCUUAUCUUACCCUACUUUUUACGGUCUUGCCCUGCCUUAUGCAAAUUCUUUCAGCCCUACUCUAUAUCAAACUACCCUAUAUCGCUUUACCUUACGUUACAGUAGGCUUUGUUGUAUUUCAAAAAAUUCAAAAAAUUUUUUUAAAAAUCAAAUCUUAUCAUCUGCCACUUUCAGAUUAUUCCAAAAACUGCUUUCCAUGGAAAAGAAACGACAUUUGGCCUUAACGGCGAACGACGAGGACGCCAAGAACGGCGCGCGACGCCGCUGUAACCUCAUGUAA